Molecule: messenger RNA, 1052 nt
Organism: Stylophora pistillata
Lineage: Eukaryota; Metazoa; Cnidaria; Anthozoa; Scleractinia; Pocilloporidae
Source: RefSeq, a predicted model, not a curated record
GAAGACUUCCGAAAACCUACAUCAACCUACUUUCAACUCAGGAGCUAAAUUUGAGAUUUAACAGAACUGAGGAAGUAACAGAACGGAGAAAAAACCAUGGCGAGUUUCACGAAGAGUUCGUGGCUACAUCUUCUGCUGCUCGUAGUCUUAUUACUCAGCGAAGGUUCAGCCCAACGGAGGUCAUCUUCAUCCUCUCGGACCAUCCAGAGAGGGUCUUACAGAAAAAUCCACGGAAGCAGGCGAGGGGCAAGUCGCACGUCUACGAGCCGUGCGAUGGCUCUGAGGUACAGCGCUCUAAAAAGGCUUCGAGACGGAGAGUGCAAAGAUAAACCAGAGGCACAUGAGACCUGUGUAAAAGUAGUCAAAGAACUUGGCAUCCAGGUGUGCGAAGUGAAGAUCGACCAGCUGAAGUACAAACUGGAGAGGAGCUGUGCAAAGACUUGCAACUAUUGUGGAAAAACUGAAAUCAGCUGCGAGAGAACUGGAGACUGUUGUUGGGACAGAUACACACCACGUGGCAGAGCAAGCUGCCCAGAAUGCAAGGAUCACAUGCGCCUUUGCAAAAGAUUCAAAAGGUUCUGUCAAACAAGUAAAGAGGCGAACAAAGAGUUUAUGAGACUGCACUGCCCAGUGACUUGCGGACAGUGUAGAGAUAGGCCUGGAGCGAGAAGAGGAAGACCUGUUACCAUGAGGGACUGGAGCAAGCUUUGAUUUGGUCGAAGAUUGUGUCUGAACUGCAAUAUAAAGUUGGUGGACGGUUCUUACUUGUUUGAAUUUUACAAACGAUACGUAUUUUUGGUGAGGCAUCAGUUUUGAUUAAAGAGGACCUCCACCAAGAAGGCGAAUUACGAGGCACAUGUGGACGAUGUUUGAUGUAAAUAAACAGAUUUUAAGACUCUAAAAAUAAUCAUGCGUUUAAAUCAGGAGCGCCCUUCAUAUCUGGAAAACAGAAUUAUUACAGUUUGGCAAUGUAGAUGAAGUUGUUUUCACGCACGUUUCACCAACAUCUACUAUUUAUAACAGUCUCGGACCAAUCGAGAUUAUAGAUACGU